This is a messenger RNA of Dermacentor silvarum, 2424 nucleotides long. RefSeq names its product DNA damage-regulated autophagy modulator protein 1. NCBI's taxonomy places the organism in Eukaryota, Metazoa, Arthropoda, Arachnida, Ixodida, Ixodidae. The transcript has 7 exons. Bases 341 to 925 code for a protein of 194 amino acids. The record is from RefSeq and is a predicted model, not a curated record.
CUUGGCCGCUCGACAAGGUAGCGCGAGGGACCCGAUUGCCUUGCACGUCGCGCGGGAGUCGACGGACCAAUCGCGUGGCACCGGUAGUAGCCUAAGGGAAGUUACGUAAGCACGGCCACUCUCACCUGCUUGUUUGUCGGCUGCUCCCGCCGGUGGGAAAGUGGUGGAGCGCUUUCUUUUUUUCGCUUUCGCGGUAGCGCGAAACGCGACGGCGCCAGCGAGCGCUGCGAUCAUCCCUCCGGAUUGAAUCAAAAUCGCUCCCCGCAUCGCCACGGAGCGCGGCUCGGCGGCCAUCCACAUUUGCGAUCACGAAGGAAAUUACCUGCGCGUUGUCAGCGGCAUGGAGAUCAAGGUCUCCAAGCUCCACUGGUUCCCAUGGAUCUUUGUGUUCACGCUGACGAUCAGCGUCAUGAUCGUCUACACGUGGAGCGUCCUCAUCGGAGACGUGCCCGUGUUCCUGCCAUACGUCAGCGACGCUGGUGGCAAUCCUCCGCAAAGCGCACUAUUCGGACUCGCCCUGAUCGCCUGCAUCCUUUCGGGCCUCAUACCCAUGCUGGUGCGCUUCUUCGCUGUGCGCGCGGUGGAGUGCAAGCGCAAGAAGUUCGUCACGCUGCUCAACUACCUGUCACUGGUUAGUGGCCUGCUAGCCGGCAUCGGUUUGGCCAUGGUCGCUACCAACCCCGUCAGUCACAUACGUCGGGACGGCACAUGGUUGCUCCCGGUUCUUCUUCCACACAUCGCUGGCGCUGGUCUGGCGUUCGUUUUCUCGACGGGCUACUUCAUCAUACAAGCCAUGUUCGUGUGGUUGCUGGGGCGCGACCACUGUCGUCCAAUGCUCGGAUACGCCAGGAUAGUUCUCCUGCGUGGCCACCAUUGGCGGUUCUAUGGCCAUGGCCGCGUUUGCUCCAUUCAACAGCCUAGAUGACUUCAAGCCCAACCCACAUCGUGGCACUAUUUACCGCGGCCUCAGCCCGUGGUCCUCCGUUGGAGAGUGGAUUCUCAUCAUCGGCCUCAUGUGCAACUUCCUCACGCUUUCCGCGGACAUGAAGGCAGUCAACAUCACCAUCAACCUAGAGAACGUUGUUGUCAACAGUGAAGCGCAGCAGGAGAAGGAAUCGAACAAUGAGAUGAUGAAGUUCUAGUGAGAUCACGCGGCUGCGUGGACAUUGCAGUGCGCGUUUCGCCGUUAAGGUCAGUGGGCAUUCAGGGUGCCUCCCAGCACUGGUCAUCAAACAAGCCUCACGAAGUGGUUUUGUGGACGAAACGGGGAAGUUGCAUUAGGAAGCGGGACUCAUUCCUGUGAACUGUGUGCAUUGCCUUAGAAACUGUUGCUGUCUAGCUCACCUUAGUCGCUGAAGAGUCGUUGCUGGCUCCUGGCAGAAAGACUAUGAUGAUAUUCUAAAGUGUAUGUAGUCAGGAAGGACACCUCGCUCGCAAGUAUGAACAAUUCACUUAAGAUCUGCUACUUUGAGCUUCAAGCAAGAGGGAGAGGAAGCAAGAGAGAGUCAGCACAGCCGGAUCGUUUGACUUCGAACUCGUUUACUUGGAAAGCAAUGUGAUCUUAAGCAGCAAUGCUCAACUUAUCAUGCAAUACAAGAGGAAGCGACAAUUGAAAAUCUCAGAAAGCCAAACAGAAGCUAUUUAAAAACAUAAGUGUGAUUUGAUUUCUGAAUCAAACUAAGUGACCACACAUGUUGAGGACGACGAACGCGGCAGGAACAAUUAAAAAGGUAGUCGCCAUUAGGUGUGCAGGUAGCACGUGGCCAAGGUUCUUUGCUUAAACGAUGACAUUGAUUGCAAUCAGCAUUUUGCUCAAACUUGGCUGUUGCUUAACUGAUAUACGGGGCAUAAUCCUAUCUGUUGAAAGAAAACAAUUUAGCCAGAUGAAGAGCCUUUCUGGUGACUAGCUAUUAUGGAAUUCCAUAAAGGUGAUUUUAUCUCGUCCAAUCUGCGCGUCAAAUUCUAAAGCACGCCGUCGUAUACACAGACAAUACCAUUAUAACACCAAUUUUAAAGCACCACAUGCAGUAUCUAAGGCGCCACGUUGCUUCUAAAUGUACACUUUGAAUGGGAAACACUCACAGAAGCUCGCAGCACCUUAGUCGCGGACUAAACCUUUGUUACAUCGUUUUUAAAGCACCACAUGCAUUAUGUAAAGCGCCACGUUGUUUCUAAAUGUCCACUUUGAACGGGAAACGCUCACAGAAGCUCGUAGAACCUUAGUCGCGGACAAUACCAUUAUUACACCGUUUUUAAAGCACCCCAUGCAGUAUGUAAGGCGCCACGUUGCUUCUAAAUGUCCACUUUGAACGGGAAACGCUCACAGAAGCUCGAAGAACCUUAGUCGCAGAUUGAGCACACUCGUAUAUAUAUAUUGAAACCUGUAAAUACUCUGUACAGUUUUGUAUUAAAGUGUUUCAUUUA